AUGGAUGCACACGCCUCACCACGACCGCGCAAACGUCGUGCUAUCAAUGCCUGUGUCAAUUGCCGGACGUCCAAGGUGCGAUGCGACGGAAACCGCCCCUGUCAACGUUGCGAAAGGAAUAGUGCUUCCUGCCAGUACUUUGACGCAGUCAAGGACGAGAAUGUACUCCGUAUCGAGAAGUUGGAAGCCGACAUGGCUGCACUGCGCGAGCUGCUCGGCACCAGGGAGACACCCGGUCCAAGGACCAGCUCACACAUGGAUAACGCAAGCGUGACUGUUGCAGAAGUCACACCUCGUUCCCCGGCCGGGCACAACGCAAUUGGCAGUGCCGUUGAUGCUGGCUUCAUCACUUGGGAUCAAGCUGCUCACUGGUACCAGAGCUUUUUCUCCGGCAGUCAAUAUCUUGUCCCAAUAUUCUGCGAGAGAUAUGACACCAUCACUUCUGUAUCCUCACGGAGUGCCGUCCUCUUCGAUGCCAUAGUCAGCAUCGGUUGUCGUGCUGAGGAAGGUUUUAAUGCAACCAUCUACCGCCAGCUCCAAUCCAGGGUUCGCGAUCACAUUACAAACUUGCUCAUCAACAAGAGUAUACCCAGUAUAGAGGACAUCCAGGCCAUUGCCCUGGUAGCUGCCUACUCUGAAAAUGGUUUUUUCUUGAUUGCAACGGCCCUUCGCUUUGCCAUACAGCUUGACCUGCCUCGGGUCGUUGAUCAACUGAUUGCAAAAGGCCAAAUACGUUCUGGAGUCGUCAGCAAUGAUGAGCAAGAACUGUACCGUCUUUCACGCGUCUGGCAUGGCAUUUGCAAUCUCGAACUCUUUUUCUCGCUAGACGGAGGAAAGUUACCGGGCUUGAAUUUCCAUACCUCCCCUAGGAAAAUCCGAAGCCUUCUCCAACACCCUGAACAUACAUCAGUCGACAUUCGGCUACUCUCUCAAAUAGAACUCAACCUGAUUCGUGCAGAAGCAUAUACCAAGAUCAUGCGACGGGACACGGAUGAAUUUCUUCUCCAAGAAAACGAAAACAAAGUCCGGAGUACAGUAGACGAAGCUUGUGUAGAGUUGACGCUCUGGCUGGAUGAAUGGACAAACAUCAUCUUGGCAGAACCCGUGCCACAUCGACGAGCAAUGGCGUUACAAAACCUCCACAUCCAGCGUGAAUGGGCCAUGAUGACACUGUACUUAAAGGCUGUGGCAUCAUCUGGCGUGGAAAAUAUUGCAUUCAUGACCGACUUCCAGAAAAACUUUAUACGCAGAGCUAAAGACGCAGCAAGUCGACAUCUACAUUACAUGCUGCAAUCCUAUACAUCGACGCCAGAUUCUUCGCCAGCGUCCUCAACACACACAAUUGGCUCGACCUAUCUCAGCACAUUCCGGUGGGCUCUGGAUUACGUAUGGGCAAAGUGCGCAGUCUCCGUUUUGCUCGUACUCAAAUUGGCCAUUCUCCUCCGCGAUCCUGCCGCGUCCGUCAUGGCACUUCUCCGCGACGCUCAUAGGGUACUUGAAGAGCUCAAGACUGUGACGGUAGGCCAUAUUGCAUACUUCCAAAUACUUCAAACAAGUAUUGAGAAAUGCGAGGCUGCAUUGCGAGAGUACUCUGUUGAACAGAAUCAUGCUACACAGUCGUCACCUGCGUCUGGGACAGAUGGUGGUGCUGCUGAAACAGAGUUUCAGGGCUACGUGCCCCGAGAAUUCGUAUUCGAGUGGGACUUUCCCGGGCUCAAUCUUAAACACAUGCCUUUAGGGUGGCAGGAUCUUUUCGUCAACAUUGACAGUCUCUUCUGA
This is a messenger RNA of Bipolaris victoriae FI3, 1779 nucleotides long. RefSeq lists its product as hypothetical. Gene Ontology annotation, biological process: regulation of DNA-templated transcription. Gene Ontology annotation, molecular function: zinc ion binding; transcription cis-regulatory region binding; DNA-binding transcription factor activity, RNA polymerase II-specific. The coding region runs from base 1 to 1779 and encodes 592 amino acids. Lineage: Eukaryota; Fungi; Ascomycota; Dothideomycetes; Pleosporales; Pleosporaceae. The transcript is spliced from 5 exons. Gene Ontology annotation, cellular component: nucleus. The record is from RefSeq and is a predicted model, not a curated record.